AUGGAUCAAGUGUGGCGCUCGGCCAUCUUUUUUAUUCUGGAACACCCUGCCGUUUUGAGUUUAUCGGAGCACCCUGCGAUGUUAAAGUCCUUGAUUGAGGCAAACACAAAACUUGAGCUCGUUCGUAAAGGGCUUGCAGGAUAUCUUGAUGCAAAACGAAAUGCGUUUCCGCGCUUUAAUUUCAUUUCAGACGCAGAGCUGCUAGAAAUUCUUGCAAACACAACUGAUCCAACGAAUGUACAGCCGUAUUUACUAAAAUGCUUUUCUGGUGUCGCUGGUCUUGUAUUUUCGCGAAAUUCUGAUGAUGAAAAUGAGGCUCUAGUAAGCUCAGGCAGUGAACGCCUUGAAUUUGCAUAUUUAGCUCUAAAUAUAAAACCGAUUAGGCCGAGUAUGAAUAGAUGCGACGUCGAAUGCUGGCUAGGUGAAGUCGAGGAAGUUUCACGUCGUUCCUUGGCGUUGGCGAUUGAAGGUUCGACUAGGGAAUUUUUUAAUACAACAAGUCACGCCUUAGCGUUGCGUGUGCUUCGCGCGCACGAGUGGCAGGAACAAAUGCUUCUUGUUGUGCAUCGCGUCGCAUGGGCACGAAGCGUUGAAGAUGCACUUCGGCGCGCUGCCGUCGCAGCGGCCGAAGAAACAAUUAGUGCUGUGCAGACAACUGACAUCAAUGAUGAAGGAGGUACGACAUCCCGGGUUCGAGCAUCACUUGGCGUGCUGAUUGUUCUUGACAUCCAUCAGCGCGAUGUGACGUGUGCAUUAGUUGAUAGUGGUGCGUCUGAUGUUGCUGAUUUUCAAUGGCUGGUACAGCUACGAUAUUACUUGAGGAGCAACGAGGGUGCUCACACAAGCAUGCCGAGCAAAAUCGAAACUCACUGUGUUCAUCAAUGUCUACCAUACGCAUAUGAGUAUCUCGGAGGAGGUGGGAGAAAUAAGCUUGCCAUUACACCAGUGACCUCACGUUGCUUCCGGGCAUUCUUUUGUGCGCUUCGAACUCACGCUGGGUGCACAUUUCGAUGCAUCACUGGCGCCGGCGCCUCAGCGACACUUGUUGGAUUCACUCGGGCACUGGCAACCCACACUGUAACAUUAAACUGUGUCCCUACCCUAGGAUGUGCAACAGUGGCCAUGCUGCUACGUGGUGCAGCCACCAGCGGAGCCUGGAUAUGUCUAGAGGGCUUCAGUCGGCUUCCUCUCGAAGUGAUUUCGGUCACCAUGGCCAAAGUCAAGGAAAAUUUUAUAUUAGCCCAACGAGAAGCGAGCAAUAUGUCACCAUUCCAAACAGACGGAGCUCUCUUGGGGGCGAUGACUCGAACAUUUGUGAUUGAAUGUGACGCCGGCAAAGUCAAUGCCAAGUUUACAAGUGAAAUACGAGAACUUUUUCGUCCUGUUUCACUAAGCAUCCCCGAUCCUGUGAAUAUAGCGGAAAUCUUGUUGUGCGCGCACGGUUUGCAACGCAUGCAAGCUCAUUCGUUGGCCAAGCAUAUUUCACAAACUCUGGGACUUUGCACCAAGUUAUUGUCAGGUCGUGAACCAUAUUAUCAGUUUGGGUUGGGAAUGAUGUCUAUUGUUGUAGCCACUGUCGCCUCCACAAUUAGGACGCAGGGCUGUUUUGCGGAAGGUGCUGAAGCUAAGCCCGCUCUGACAGAUGCUAUUCUCAUGCGAGCAUUAGCUGACACUAUGGAGUCCGAAAUUGCCCUGCGAGACAGUGAGCUUUUCAAAAGAAUUCUGGGAUCAAUUUUCGUAGAACUCCCUGCACUGGAACGUGACCUGAGUGAGGAGUUUGUUACGACAUUUAGGGAGGCAUGUAAGGCGCGAAAACAAUUGCCGUUAGACGGCUUCUGCACGAACGUGAUGCGUCUCCAUGAUUCAAUUAAUUCAUGGCCUGGUGCUGCUCUUAUUGGUCGCUCGUUUUCCGGGAAGACAAGCACUUGGAAAAAUCUCAUCACCACCAUAGGUCUACUGAAGCCGCAAACCAACGUCGCUGUCGCAUCCCUUGUCGCCUAUCCAGGUGCUCUAACGCUAGGGGAACUAUAUGGGACAUUUCACCCAGAAAGUCGCGAGUGGACAGAUGGCAUUUUGUCAGGUUGUUUUCGUGAGGUAUCGCAGAGGAGCGUCUGCGAUGUUCCAAGAAAGCGCCAAUUCCUUGUAUUGGAUGGUGCUGUCGAUGCGUCCUGGACAGAGCAACUGCACGGUGCUCUCGAUGACUCCGCCACUCUGUGCUUGACAAAUGGCGAAUUCAUUCACCGGAGUCAAAUUUUAUCUAUUAUAUUUGAAUCCGAGUCUCUACAUGCUGCUGCCCCUGCAAUGGUGAGUCGAAUUAGUGUUGUAAACCUCGCUGAUAGUUACAUGAAAUGGCGGGUGCUUUACGACUCGUGGAUCUGCUCGCGCGAUGCGCAGGGCGUUGAGGAAUGUCGACUUCUCGAAGCACUAGCUGAGUGGUUGGUUGAACCAGCCCUUGCUUUUGUGCACCACGAGCUGCACGGUUAUGUCGAACCCUUGAGCGAUGAGUCGUUGGUCCAGUCGCUGUUGCGACUCCUUGAUGGAUUGCUCCAUAUCUAUGUCAAGGAAAGGCGCCAACGAAGACAGCACAUCGAGUGUGCAUUUCUCUGGGCACUUUUGUGGUCGGUGGGUGCAUCUGGUCCUGAAACAGCUCAGACACAAUUUGGAGUCUUCCUGCGGGAUAUUAUUUCUGACUCUCGAGUCAUUCGCACUAGGUAUAUGACCGUGCACGAGUCACUGACAAGACGGGGUUGGUGUCUCCCGCUUCCUUCGAAAGGGUCUGCACACGACUAUGAAUAUCGGCCAAGAGACAAUGAAACUGGAGCAUGGAGAAUGUGGACGGACGCGCUGCAGGCGGGAGGACAAUAUUCUGCCCCAGAAAUUAGUGGCACCACAGUAAUUAGUGAAUUACUCGUGCCUACGAUCCAGACGGUACAAUCUGGACUACUUCUUGAUCUAAUGAUGCGCGCUGGUGGUUACCCUGCACUUUUUUGCGGUCCUCCAGGAUCGGGCAAAACUGUACAUGCUCGCGCGGCACUUGCACGCUUGCCUCGAAAGAAGCAUCGAACUGCAUAUCUAAAACUUCAUGCAACUACCUCAGCUCGAUCAUUUUCUCACGCGCUACUUGGUCGCCUUGUUAAACGACGCAAGGGUGUAUUUGGCCCACCAAUAAAUCAGAAAGCCGUAGUUUUUGUGGAUGAUAUAAAUCUCCCGGAUGUUCGAGGACCUGGCAAAACGCAAAUGCCACUUGAACUCCUCCGCGGACUAAUUGAAAAUGGCUCAUGGUUUGAAACCCCUGAUGCAAAGGCCACCUCUAGUGACACUUCAAUAUGGGCAUCCACUAAUGGGCGGGCCGCUGCGAGCGCAAGCGUGCGACUUUUACGCCAUUUCACGAUCAUACAUACCUCAGAUCCGAGCGACACAACCUUAACACGCGUAUAUACGGUGCUCGUUGAGUCUCACUUUGCAUCCCAGUCUUUCGCAUCUGACAUUGUGGCGGCUGCUGCAGCUCUCGUCGCAGCAACUAUUUGGACGUUGCGAGAAGUUGUGUCAGAGCUACGACCCGCCCCAAACAGACAAUUAUGCACCUUUGAUACUCGUGAUUCUGCACGCUGCAUACAGGGAGUAUUGAGGUGUCGCGCAGAUGAUGACUUUGACAAGUCUGGCCUUGCUAAGCUUUGGGUACAUGAGGUUUUGCGUACUUUUAGUGACAGGCUGUUGGUUUUCGAGGACCAGGAAUGGAUGGUAACGCACAUACAGACUGCACUAUUGCGCAGUUUCAAGCUGGAUAUUGAUACACUCAUGACAGACCUCAACGAAGCACUACAAAAAGGGCGACCAUCGUUGAGGUCUGCCAAUGCAUCUAUUGGAUCACGGGAGCUACAACAGCUCAUCUUUACUGACUUCCAUAACCCCCUUGAGCGUGGCGUUUACCUCGAAGCUCGUGAUACAAUUCAGUUGUAUGAUGCUUUAGAUCGGGCUCAAGAUGAGUUCUGCAAUAAGGAUGAUUUGGUGCGUGGGAACAAACGCAUAGUAGUAUUUCCGCUGGUAGCAGCUCAUAUCUCGCGUCUUGUGCGAGCUUUUGGCUCGUCGGGCGGUGGUCACGCUCUGCUUGGUGGUGCCACUGGAACAGGACGACGAGCUGUUGCGCGUCUUGCCGCCCAUGUUUCUGGCUGUACGUUGCUCGAGCCACGGCCAUACGCGCAGUUUGAUUCGCUAGCUUCGUGGCGCAACGAACUGAAGUUGGCCUUGAGGCGUUCAGGUAUUGGUGAUGUGCCAGUCUGCUUGCUCAUUGCUGAUACACACGUCUUAUCUCUCGAGGAGAUCCUUGUCGACAUCUGUGACGUUAUGGCUACUGGGCAGACUCCGGGUCUUUUUCUCGUGGACGAACGCGCGGAAAUUGCGGAAGAGAUGCGCUCUCGCAUGCGAAGGCAGCGAGGCGCAAAGAAUGCAGAAACAAUGAGCUCCGAUGAUCUGUUUUCUUCUUUUUUGGAAAGAGUGCGCAUUCGCCUUCAUAUCGCUCUAGUUCUCUCUUUGGAAAAAGAAAACAUUACAAAGGUCAAGCUCAUCACGAUGUUGCGUCGCUUUCCAGCGCUAGUGUCCAACUUCAUGUGUGUUGACCAUUAUGCCUCUUGGCAGGACAAUGCACUGUCUGCCGUCGCUGAGAGCCUUCUUGGUUCGGCCAGGUUUGUGGUUGGAACCGGUCUCGAGAUUGAGGCAUUAUGCUGCCAGAUCCAUGCUUCAAUUAAAUCCGGCCACGACCAUCGCACGUAUGCGUCAACUUCGACCUUCCUUGAGCUUCUUGAGUGCUUUCGAGAUAAUGUCAGUCGAGCCCAGGCGACGAUUGGGAACGCGCGCGCGUGUUAUGGUCGCGCAUUGGACGUAGCUCAUCAUGCUCAAAAGGCAAUCGCGACCAUUGGUGAUGGUAUUGCUGCGGCACGGGCCGCACUUGAUGCAACCAACUUCGAAGCCGUCGUUUUUGACUCUGAGUUAAGUCACAAAAAGUCGAUUUCUGGAGUAGAAUCAAAAUACGCAGAAGUCGAAGCGGAUGCGGAGGCCCUUGUUCACGAAGAAGCAGCAGCGCGGGUUCUUGCAGAGGAAUUCGAACGUGAGAUUGCUCAGGCCCAACCCGCAUUUGACGAAGCCUAUGCCGCUCUCGAAGCUUUGUCUGUCGCAGACUUGUCCGAAUUGCGAGCUUUGCCACGCCCCCCAAUAGGGGCGAAGCCCAUUCUUGAGGCUGUUUGCAUUCUUCUCGGAGAAAAACCAGUCAAAGUUGCUGACCCCGCCGACCCCACACGACGAGUUUUGGAUUUUUGGGGUGCAGCUCAACAGCGGGUGCUGAUAGGUGAACCUCCGCAACUGGUGUCUAGGCUACGCGGAGUAGAUCAUGACAAAAUAUCAAGCAAGGCCAUUUCAAAACUAAAAGAUACCUACAUAGGACCAGGAGCGACACAUGAAGCAUCCUUUGUAGAGCCCGAUAUGCUUGAUGGCUUCAUAGGCGCGACUGUCUCAAGUGCACUUUGCCGAUGGGUUCGCGCGGCAAGCAGUUAUGAGCAGACUUCGCGCACUGCGCAACCGAAACGUGAUGCGGCAGCACGUGCUCAGUCUGAGCUUGAAAAGUCCCUAGAAGCGCUCGAGCGCAAAAGGAAUGAAGUCAACGGUGUUGAGGCUGAAUUGGCAGAUAUUGCUGCUGGACGAGAUGCGACUCGUGAGCGCUGUGAUGAGCUUCAAGAGACCAUCUUGAUUAACUCUCGUCGUCUCGAGCGCGCAAAGUCCUUGCUAGAUGCUCUUGUGUCGGGUGGGGAGCUGGAGCGGUGGGAGACACUGGCUUGCGAAGCUGAUACAAGAGCCCUGUCUCUUGUACUGGCAUCUAUGCUCAACGAGCCCCGUCUGUCCGAAUGGCGUGAUACCCUCUCGCCUCUCCCAUGGUGCCUGACAGAUACAAUUGCUGUAGAUUUGGAGUCAGUCGUCGAGUCUGCCCUCUUUGCCAAACAUGCCCGACGUUGGCCGUUAUUGUUCGACCCCCAUGGCGUCGCACUCAAAUGGGUGUGUUCCGCAGAAAAUUACUUGACUGUCGUCCGCGGGUCCGGAGAGCAUUCCAGGGUACAUCGUGCUGUUGAAACUGCGGCUCCGCUUGGCACCUCUGUGCUUAUCAAGGAUGUGCGUGAAGAAGACCUUCUUAAUCCGGCGAUAAUGGUAGAAAUGAUCCCACGCUGUCUUCAAUUAAACACGGCAACUUACACUGAGACAGAAAAGACCGGCGAUGGGUCUGGGCACGUCAGGAGAAACCUGUCGAUUGGACCUCCAAACCUCAGUAACGUAUUUGACUGCCAGGAAGGAUUCAGAUUUUACAUGACAACACAAUGGCUGAAACGACCACUUCCAGAAGUCAUCUGGGACGGGCGCGAGCAGCUCGUAUUGAUUGAUUUUGCGCAUUCUCCAUCCGCCCUUCAGAUGGAAAUGCUCCGUGUGAUCGUGUCCCAAGAGCAAGCUAGUCUUUACAAAGAAGGAACGAACAUUGUACAACAAAACAAGAGAUGCAAGGAACGGGUUAGCGAAGUCGAGAAAGAGGUCCUUUCAGCUUUGACAGUGCAACGUGGGGACGGCACCUCCGUUCUCGAUGAUGGUCAGGCCAUCGAGAAGUCUCGCAUAUUGAUGGAAGAAGUUCGCGGCCUGCGCGAACAAGAGCUCGACUUAAGUAGCAAUAAGCGCGAUCUUUAUUGUUCGCAUGAGCAUUACAUCCCAGUAGCUUGUGCUGCGCAAGUUUUUUUUUCUGCCAUCUCUGACUUAAUUCAUGUAGAGGCUGUGUAUGCAUUCUCUCUCACGUGGUUCGUCGAGUCCAUUUUGCUUAGUACGCUUCGAGGGUGCAGUAUUGGCCAUGCUGCGAUACAAGCAGACACAGACCAAAAUUUGUCGAACCGCCUCGAUCAUGUGCGCAUAAAACUGGCCCACACACUCUUUUCUCGCGUUAGUUCGGCCUUGUUGACAAAGGAUAGGCUACUGUUUGCGCUGCUCUUAGCCGUACGACCACAUCUUGCUCAGGGGCACAUAGGCGAUGCCGAGUGGCACUUCUUGCUUACCGGCGCUACGAGUGUCUCUUGGAAACAGCAUGCCAACCCUGCGAAAACUUGGCUACCGGAUGAACAAUGGAAUGAAAUGUGCUCGCUUGCUACCCUACCGACUUUUGCUGGGUUGAUCGAGGAGUUCGAAGCUCAAAUCAAGAUGUGGAAACGCAUUUAUGACGCUUCGGAGCCACAUGAGCAGCCCCUACCUCGCCACUGGGAUGCUGACCUACGUGGAGUUAACAGACUUUGCAUUCUUCGGUGUCUGCGACCCGACCAGAUAGCAAAUGCAGUCCGAAGGUUUGUUCGAAAUGAGCUUGGCAACAAUUUCCUCAAUGCUCCACCGGCCAGUAUUGAUUCAAUUAUAAGUGAAAGCAAGCCUGCUGUGCCCAUUAUGGUGACAACCACACGUGAAAAUACGGCCGCCGCGGCCAACAUGGUGAUUGCCACAGGAAAACACAUGGAUCGAUUUAUUGCGCAGAUACUUGUAGUGCCAGGUUGCAGGAGUAGCGGGGACGCGACUCUCGCACAGGCACGCUCGCGUGGUACGUGGGUUCUAGUGCGAAACCCGCAAUUAUGCCCGGAGUUUAGCUUGCGUCUCGAGGAAGUUUGCCUCGGCUGGGCGUCGGUUGAUACGAACACAAAGUUUCGUCUGUGGUUUGUGGUUGACAUCGAGAACGUACUAUCCACUAACGUACUUCGCCUAGCCACCAAGUUUGCCUAUGAGCCGCUGUGUGGGGUUCGCGCCGUUGUUCUUGACCUGUACAUGUCCGCAUUGGCCAGCACUCCUGACUUUUUAACUCGCUGCACUAGAGGGAACGAGUUUCGUAGACUUUUCUUUGCAUUGUGCAUAUGCCAUGCAAUCUUGCGCGAACGUAUCAUGUAUGGCUCGCUUGGUUGGAACGCGUCAUAUAACUUUCAGACAUCCGAUUUGCUGAUGUCGUCAGAGCAGCUCAUUCAUCUCCUUGACAACCACGAAGAUAGCCAAAACGCGGCGCCAUUUGCCGCCAUCGAGCUCUGUAUCAGGGAAUAUAUUUAUGGUGGGCAUAUCACAGACGUGAUUGAUCACCGCCUACUGGGCCUUGUGUUGAGUCGGUUCUGCUGCUCUGACGUUUUACGUCCCGGCCAUGCCCUCAGUCCUUCUGGUGAGUUUCGUAUGCCCCUUCAAGAUGGGAAUCAGGCGUCAUGGCUUAGAACGGUCGAGGGUCUGCCCGAAGUAGCACCCCUUGAGUUUUUGGGUCUCCACGAAAGUGCCACGGCAGGGAGAAAUAACAAAGAAACUGCAUCAUUACUUAGUGCUGUCUUUCUCACCCAGGGUGCCAAUAAUAGCAAGAGCAUUGAGUUCGACAAUUUUAAGGCAGUAGAAACUCGAGUUGAUGAGUUGCUGUGUCUGCUUCCAUCACACGAACUGGGCCAUGGUGAGGUGAAGAGGGGCUAUUUGGGGGGCAAUAUCGGAUUUACAGAUAGUAGCUUGGCCCACGAAGCAGGCAAGUACAAUGUACUCACCGGCGCGGUGCAGAGAUCUCUGUUCAGCAUAAGCAGCGCACUCUCCGGUAAGAAGAAUUUGGGCCCAUCGUUGGAAAAGAUGAUUUCACAAAUUGCAGGGGAUGAAGUUCCCACUGACUGGUGCAGAUUUUCUUAUUUGUCCAAUAGUAGACUCACUGCAUACAUCCAUGAUCUGGUCCUGCGGUAUAAUUUUUUUGCAUCAUGGUUACUACAACAGGCCCCACCCAUUUAUUGGCUGAGCGCAUUUUUUUCGCCAGUCGGCUUUCUCUCGGCAAUGCAGUUGGAUUAUGCAGCCCACAGCUCACAAAACAUAAUGAACAUCUAUCUCAGAUGUAGCCUAUUAUCAGUUUCCGAGGAAAAUUUUAGACUCGCCGACCCACUAGCGCAUGGUGUUCAUGUCAAGGGUAUUUUCAUCCACAGCGGAAGGUGGGACUUGCGCAGAAAAGGACUUGUAGACUGCCUCCCGAAGUCACAAUUCACUGCAGCUCCUUUGAUCUGGUUUGAGCCAACAAUUACCAGCACUGAUCGAAAACCAGACGGUCCUUUCGCUUGUCCACUGUAUAGAACAGCUUCCCGUUCAGGCCAGAUCUCCUCCGAUGGCCAGUCGAACAACUUUGUCAUGUGCAUUGACGUUCCUUCACCGUUGCCCGCAAGCCACUGGAUUGAGCGCGGCACCGCAAUGCUGCUGCAAGUUGAAUGA
Messenger RNA from Aureococcus anophagefferens, 9264 nucleotides. RefSeq lists its product as hypothetical. Bases 1 to 9264 code for a protein of 3087 amino acids. The record is from RefSeq and is a predicted model, not a curated record. The transcript has 12 exons. Gene Ontology annotation, biological process: microtubule-based movement. Gene Ontology annotation, cellular component: dynein complex. NCBI's taxonomy places the organism in Eukaryota, Pelagophyceae, Pelagomonadales, Pelagomonadaceae. Gene Ontology annotation, molecular function: dynein intermediate chain binding; ATP binding; minus-end-directed microtubule motor activity.